Molecule: messenger RNA, 2041 nt
Organism: Bactrocera neohumeralis
Lineage: Eukaryota; Metazoa; Arthropoda; Insecta; Diptera; Tephritidae
Product: protein phosphatase 1 regulatory subunit 21
Exons: 7
Coding region: 324-1610 (428 amino acids)
Cellular component (GO): early endosome; membrane
Source: RefSeq, a predicted model, not a curated record
UAUCGAAAUGUCAAAUUGCAUUUUAAUGUAAUGGAUAGUUCACAAUAGGCUUGAACUAAGAUAAGAAAAAUGAAUAUGGUGAUCUUAGUUGCCUGCUAAACAUAAAUUAGCUCCAAACGAAUUAAAUAAAAGACACUAUAUCAGGGAAGAAUUAUAUUAACGAUGUUCUGGUAGAAAGGAAUGAAAUAUCACAAAUCUAAUGUUUCUGGAAAUUAUGGAUAAAUUUCGUUUCGCAAAGAUCAUUAAAGGAUUAAUAUCAUAGAAAAAGUGCAAAAGAAAUAACAUAUAACGUAAAAUAUCAGGGUGCGAUAUUGUCAUUAACCAUGCUCAGUAGAAUGGAUGGUAGUUCAGAAUUAACGGAGGCCCAACAUAAAAAAUAUCAAAAGCUUGCUAGUGAAUACUCAAAACUACGAGCCAGGGCUGGUGUACUUCGAAAUGCUGUUUUGGAUGAACAAUCAAAAGGAGAAAGUUUACGUGAACAACUACGACAAAGUGAAACUGCACUCCGUCGAUCUGAGCAGGAAGUCGAUUCAUUAGGUUUUCGUAAUAGGCAACUAGAGCACAGAGUCGCGGCCCUUCAAGAUGAAAUUGCAAAGAGAGAGGGACGUAUUAAAACUGAUAAAGAAUAUGUACGAAAACAUACAAUAGCUGGAAAAGGGGAUGUUCCUGGAACAGUUGGGGAAGGGGAUAUGGGACAAGACGCUCUAAUUUUCGAAGAACUUCAGAAGAAGAUCAUGGAAAAUGCAGAACUAACUACAAUGGUUGACGACAAGGAACAUGAGCUUCAAAUUCAGGGUGAACGUUUGCUGAAUUUGCAAAAAAUGCUAGAAAAGCGAAACACAGAAUUCACAGAGUCCGAAAAGCAUUUCCGCAGAGAUUUCGAAGUAUUGCAAAAGAGAAACACAGAGCUCGAAAGUAAGCUCGUUGACGCGAUUAGUAUGUUGGGUAGUGAAGAUGCUCUGAGUGCUUCUGGUAGUGAUCAUACACCAUUACAUGUUGCUGCGCAACAACAUGAUCAAUCAACAUUAUCUACAACAUCAGUACCAACAGCUGAAGAACGCAUUUGCAAUCUGGAAAAAGAAAUGGUUCACUGGCGGACACAAUAUGAAAUUUUAAAAAUCAAUGAAGCGAUAACGUUAAAUGAGACAAAAAAUGGGUUGUAUGACAAUAAUAUUCCAUGCUCGUCUGCUAUUAUUCCAGAGUAUAGCAAUUGUAGCUGUAGCAGUACAGCAGCUGGUUUAAUAGUUAAAUCUAGCUCAGCGGAAGCAAAAAGCUCACGCGACUCAUAUAAGGAACCGACAUUACCGCCCACAAAAGAACAAAUUCUUUAUGACAGUUUUAGUAAAAAAUUUGAACAUCUUUUGAAAUCUAAGUACUUGUCUGAAUCUCGAAUGUUUUCAUAUGAAACGGAAGUGGAACAUUUUCAAAUAUGUUUGGAAAAUGCGACGCAUGAGUUAAAUUCAAAGGAUGAGCAGAUAGAAAGCAUAAAUCAGGCAUUAAAAAUGCUAGAGGAGGAUUUGGCUACCACACGCAUUAAUUAUGAAGAACAAAUUAGUGUGCUUACGGAACAGGUAAUUAACUUAAGUGAGCAACUAGCCGCCUCAAAGUAGAAGCAAUUUCUUUGAAACCGUAAUAUAACUCACAAAUAAACACCGUUCAAAGGAUAAACAAUAUUUGUAAACUUUUCGAAGGUAGAUACCGUACUUCAAUAUUGUAACGUGCGCAAGUAUAUAAGAUUGUAUUUUAAUUAACUUAGUACACGAUAAUUGUUGAUCAUUUAGAUAUUCUGAAAUUUUAUGCAGUGACAACUAUCGAUCACUGGAACAAUUUCUUAAUAUAUACACAUUGUGUAUGUAACUUGAAAAAUGUAAAAUUUUGUGUAUCCUGUAAAACUUUGUAAAUUAAAAAGGAAACAUAUAUUUAAUAACAAGCAGAAUAAUUUAUAUUACUAUAUGUGUAACUUUGUAACAUUUAUAACAAUUGAUAAAUGGCAAUAUAUAUGAAAUUUAUGAAAGCAUAAUAAAACUCAAUUUAUCAUCGA